CAAUAGCAUUCUCUAAAUGUAAUGGACCGUCGAUCGACGUGUACUUUUUGCAUUCGCUUUAUUUGUCUUCACCAAUAAUUGAAAACAAGACAUAAAAUAAAGAGGCUACAAAAUGAACCACGUAGGAGUUGAGAUCUACAACGACCAAACUAAUCGUUAAAGAGAGAGGUUUCAAAACUUGAGGUUCAUAUUGUACCAACGCUAACGUAAAACCUAAUCUCGUGUUUUCAUUUCUUCCUUCUUUAAUGCGAUUUCUACUUGAACCCAAAAAUAUAAAUAAAACUAGCUCACUUUUAUUCAUUUUCUUAGAUGAGGAAAACAAUACUGCAAUUUAAAUAGUACUUCCCAUACUACCUUAUCCCGUUCUCUUACAUGAGGAAUGAUCGAGAUCAAGGUAUUUUACUCUAAAGCAUACUAAUGUAAACUAAACAUACUGUAACCAUUACACAUUAUUCAGUGAUCUUCGAGUGGUUGUUUAGCCAUGUGUGCAUGCCUGCAUGGUCAUAUUUUGAUAGAUUUAUCUAGGUUUUUAGCAUUAUUCGGAUGAUAAAUAAAAAAUUUAAUAAAUGCAGAUAAUUUGCUUAUACCCCACGUAAUUUUCCUAAUUAAUAUUCUAGCUGGAAGCAUUGGGAGAACAACAAGUACCAAUGACGUGAAUUCGUGAAUCAUGAAUGCGUUUCUAUUUCAAAGCCACACAAAAUAAAGUUCCACGUAUCGUGAAUUUAGCAAAAAAAAAAAUACUUGAUUUUUUUUUUGCUUAAUCAAAAAAAUACUAUGAAUCUAUGACACUAUAUAUAUGGUUUCGUCUUCCCUAUAUAUGUAUGAUAUGCUAACAUUAAAUCCAAUAUAUAGAACACUUUUUUAUUCAGGUAAAUAAUCAAACCCCACUCCAUAUCUUAUAAGUCACACCACAUGCACAAGAUGUAUGUAUAUGUUAAAUAGAUACGUGUGUACUUAACUUAAACGAGUCGUAACACAUUCAUGGAGGCGUUGCUCUGCUCCGAGAUACUCAACAACAACAUCAGAAGAUCCUCUUCUUCUUCUUCUUCAUAUACAUGGCCAAUAAGCAUGCAUGAUCUCCUCCUCUUCAUCUCCCACAACCAUGGACAGAGACAACAACAUUCCUAGAUUCGACUGGGAUCUCUCCUUCUCCACCGUCGUGUCCUCUCCUUCCACCGGAACCGACGCUAUCGGAGCCAUCGAGUUCGACCCGAGUGGAGAGAUCUUAGCCACAGGAGGGAUCGCAAGAAAGAUCAGAAUCUAUCGUUUAAACUCUUUGUUAGGGACGUCACGUGAUGAUGAUGAUGAUGAUCACGUGGAGAGAUGUAUCUGCACGCCGGCUAAGCUUAGCAGUCUCAAAUGGAGACCCGACUUAACCGGUCGGGUUAUCGGGUCGGGCGAUUACGACGGGGUGGUCUCCGAGUACGACGUGGAGAAAGGAGUGCCUGUUUUCGAGAGAGACGAGCACGGAGGGAGAAAGAUUUGGAGCGUUGACUACACGCUCCGCAGUGGUUCCGUUUUAGGCGCGUCUGGCUCCGACGACGGAACGGUUCAAAUGUGGGACCCGCGAAACGGAGGGUUGGAUGAGACGGUUAGGCCCGGAGGUGGAACGGCUGCGAUAUGUUCGGUGGAGUUUGAUCCGUUCGGUGGAAAUUUCUUAGCCGUCGGAUGUGCUGACCGGAAUGCUUACGUGUACGACGUAAGAAGACUCGUUGACCCGAUAUUCGUGUUAGACGGUCAUACCAAAACGGUGACGUACGCUCGUUUCAUGGAUCAACACACAAUCGUCACGGGUUCGACCGACGGGAGCUUGAAACUGUGGGAUAUAGCUAACGGACAGCGCGUGGUUCGCACGUUCCGAGGGCAUGUUAAUAGCCGGAACUUCGUGGGGUUGUCCGUUUGGAGGCACGGUGGUUUGGUUGUGUCUGGGUCGGAAAAUAAUGAAGUGUUUGUGUACGAUAAGAGGUGGGGAGAACCGGUUUGGGUGCGUGGGUUGGGUGGUCAAACGGACCGGUUUGGGUCUGACCGUCGGUUUGUCAGUAGUGUGUGUUGGAGACAAGCUGAUGAAGAUUGGUGCACGCUUGUGGCUGGAGGAUCCGAUGGAGUUUUGGAGAUUUUCUCGGUUGGUUUUAUUACUUCAUAAGUGUCUAUAGUUAACGUCUUGAUGUUUUAAAAGGUUUGUAACUUAUAUACAUACAUAUAUAUUGAGAACUUGUUCAGUGAUUGCAUUUCGAAUACUUGAGAAAUAACACACAUUCUAUAAGAACUUGAGAUUCAUAAUGGGUAGCAACUAUUUUUUCCUCUCUUAGAGCAAUCUUACUGAGGAUAUCUACCCAUAGGUUCUCAAAACAUUAGACAAUAUAAAUUUUAUAAAUUAGAUGAAUAUUUUAAAAUUAUGAGAUAUUUUGGAUUAGGUUUCCUAUAAUUCUAAGAUCCAUAAUUAAAUAUUAAUUGUUAUAUAUACAUAGACAAAUAUUUGGGAUGAGAAUUCCAUGGUGAAAAAUUCCCAUUGGAAUUGCUAUAAGCAGCAUUCACGAAUAUAAUUUGCAAAUACCGUUGAAUAUUUACAUAAUGUGAAUAGUUCCUCAAGUUUAAAAGGAUUUUCUAUGCCGGCUCCUAACUCAAUUAACGAGAUUUCAAACAUUUUUUUUUAACACAAGAGAUUUCAAACAAUUAUGGUAGCAAAAAUGACGUGCGAGCUAGCUCCUUUGAUGAAGUACAUCUACAGAAGUGACCUUGUAUUAUAACUUUAUCGACAACAAGAGACAUAGAUAGACAUUGCAAAUCUAGUGUAUUUUGUCAUCGAAAUAAAUAUCACUGUACAAACAAACAAAAAUACUUGAUCGUUCAUACAGUUUGCAUAUGAUAUGCAUCUUGAAACUGCUACAACAUAGUUCAAAAUUUAAACAAGAAAAAAGAAACCUUGAACAUGAAUAAAAUUACAACAACCCAUUAAUCGAUUAAAUUAAAGCACGCCUUUGUCCACCGGUGUGACAUGCAAUUUUGGAAACCUUAGAGCACCAUUAUCCCAGUUUCUGUAAUGGGUUUUUAAAGAUAAUGGCCCAUUUAAAUAAAUCAAAAAGCAAUUAAAGGGUUGUAACCGAUCCUCUAUUUGUAAUUUUCGGAACCGUUUUAAAAGGGUUUCUGAAUGCACGUGUCAGCUUGGGAGCAAAAGGGUUUCUUUCUGCAUUUUAAUUUAUCUUCCUCUCAUUAUUUUCUUUGUUCUUCUUCGUUUCUCUGCUUCGUGAUCUCCGCAGGACCACAUCGAUUGAUCCGUAACGAUCGAUGCCAUUAAUCUCAUCGCGUUCUUCUCUUGCGAUUCUCUCUGCUCUAACUCGAUCUCCACUCUCCUUCUCCAUCUUCAGUCCCUAAACUCACGUCUUCUCGAGAACCAGAAUCGGCGACCGUUGUUCUUCUCUGAUUGCUUCCCGGCGAGCCCUCAAUCUAAUCCAGGGUACCUUCGAUUUAUCUUUGUGCUGUUAUGUUCGUUGUAGGUGUGUUUGUUUAGUGGAUCGUUGCGUUUAUGUGGAUCGUUAAGGCCAAUCACGAGGUAAAGAUUCAUGCUUUAGUCUUGUUGGAAGAUUAAUUAGUUACUGAAGAAUGUAUAUUCAUAAGUUAUGAUUAGAGAUGACAGCAUCAAGUUACGAGCUUUGUAUAUUGAGUUGUUGCCGUUAAUUGUAUAUGUUAAUUAAUUAUUUUUAACGUCUUGAUUCUUCUGCGAGGCUUCUAUUCGUGGUUGAGGGUGUUGCGGCUGCAGAGAAUUUGAGCUGUUCUCUGAAUUUGAUUUGAUCGUUAGGGGAAACAUGGUGGAUGCAUUUAGAACGCAUAUAAUGCAAACCAAGGAGCUAGGGAACUGUCCUGUGCGUCAGAUUGGUGGCUGCUCCUUCGUAUACAUGCGAAUCAGCAAUGUCUACAUUGUGAUUGUUGUUAGUAGCAAUGCUAGGGUAGCUUGUGGAUUCAAAUUCGUUGUUGAGGUAAAAAAAUUUUAUUCUAGUCUGUGUUCAAGAGGUUAAAGAUCGAUUCUUUACAGUGGUUUUGGUAUCAUAUUUACGCGUGUGUUGGUGUAUGGUGCUUGCAAGUGAAGCAAUAUUUUCUGCA
This is a messenger RNA of Brassica rapa (field mustard), 4098 nucleotides long. Its product is annotated as WD repeat-containing protein RUP1. Gene Ontology annotation, molecular function: protein binding. The record is from RefSeq and is a predicted model, not a curated record. NCBI's taxonomy places the organism in Eukaryota, Viridiplantae, Streptophyta, Magnoliopsida, Brassicales, Brassicaceae. Gene Ontology annotation, biological process: response to UV-B.